Knipowitschia caucasica is the source of this 525-nucleotide messenger RNA. NCBI's taxonomy places the organism in Eukaryota, Metazoa, Chordata, Actinopteri, Gobiiformes, Gobiidae. The record is from the annotation of a GenBank genome assembly.
AUGGUGUCCCUGGACGCCGCCCCCCCGCCGGUCCCCCUGACAGUUCUUUCCCGCUGGUACCUCUACGCCAUCCACGGAUACUUCUGCGAGGUCAUGUUCACCGCGGCCUGGGAGUUCGUCGUCCACCGCAACUGGAAGUUUCCGGGUGUCACCAGCGUCUGGGCCUUGUUCAUCUACGGCACCUGCAUCCUGAUCGUGGAGCGCAUGUAUCUGACGAUGCGAGGGCAAUGUCCGGUCCUGCUGCGCUGCAUCAUCUACACGCUCUGGACCUACCUCUGGGAGUUCGGGACAGGGUUUCUGCUGCUGCAGUUUGACGCCUGCCCCUGGGACUAUUCUGAGUUUAGGUACAAUUUCAAAGGGCUCAUCACGCUGGAGUACGCGGUGCCCUGGUUCUGCGCCUCCUUCCUCGUGGAGAGGUUGGUCAUCCGGCGAACGCUGAGGCUGCGCUUUCAUAAUGGCGUUGAAGACGGUUGGACGGCGAGGAGACGAGAGGAUGGAACUAACGGUUAUCUGAAAGCAGACUGA